Hypanus sabinus (Atlantic stingray) is the source of this 4044-nucleotide messenger RNA. RefSeq names its product gastrula zinc finger protein XlCGF57.1-like. The record is from RefSeq and is a predicted model, not a curated record. Gene Ontology annotation, molecular function: DNA-binding transcription factor activity, RNA polymerase II-specific; RNA polymerase II cis-regulatory region sequence-specific DNA binding. The transcript has 2 exons. NCBI's taxonomy places the organism in Eukaryota, Metazoa, Chordata, Chondrichthyes, Myliobatiformes, Dasyatidae. Gene Ontology annotation, biological process: central nervous system development; regulation of transcription by RNA polymerase II. The coding region runs from base 832 to 2061 and encodes 409 amino acids. Gene Ontology annotation, cellular component: nucleus.
AGGCUCUCAGGGAUCGGACGCAGACUAAAAUCCCACCUGAAAAAUUGUUCUUCACCCAUUGAUGUCCUUGCAAAUAUUCUUACAAGUUUGAAAUGGCAGAACACUUGCGCAAGGGAAUCUCAACAUGUCAGAUUUGCCGUCUCUGUCCAGAUAUAUAAGGAGUGACCAAAUAUUUUCUUUGCAAGACCAACACUUCUGUUGUUCAUCCUUGGAGAUGAAGAAGUACCUCAUCCCAGCUGGAAAUGUAUUUUGUCUCUGAAGUGAAGUUUUCUGCUGUAACUCAGUGUUACUUACUGGAAGCAGGGUGCUGAGAACACACCAGCAUUUGUUCACUGGAGAUCACUUCUUCAACUGCACUGAUUGUACAAGGGAUUCAAACAUCUGACUUUCUGAAUUGCCAGAGAAUUGAUUGCAGUGAGACAUCAUUCUCCUUCUCUCCAUGUGGGAAGGGAUUUUCUUACACCCUACCUGUGGACAAGCCAGUCAGUUCACAGUGGGGAGUCGCCAUUCACCUGUGCUGUGUGUGGGAGGGGAGCUACCCAGUCAUCCAGCCUGAAGGUUCAACAGCAGAUUCACACCAUAGUGGGAUGCUCCACCUGUUCUGACUGUGGGAAGCAAAUCAUUCUGUCUUCAAUGCUAAACAUGUCCGAAAAUUCACCAGUGAGAGGACGGUAACCUGCUUAGAUGGUGGGAAGGCAUUCACACACUCAACCACGCCACAGUGACACCUGCGAAUUCACACAGGGGAGGAGCCAAUCACCUGCUCUGUUUGGGACAGGGUUCACUCAGUCUUCUCAACUGAAUGAACACCGGUGAGUUCACACUGAAAAGAUGCCGUUCACCUGCUCAGACUGUGGGAAGCGAUUCACUCGUUCAUCCACGCUGCAGAGACACCAGCGAGUCCACACUGGGGAGAAGCCAUUCAUUUGCUCUGAAUGUGGGAAGGGAUUCACUGAUUCAUCGCACCUGAAGGUACAUCAGCGAGUUCACACAGGGGAGAGGCCAUUCACCUGCUCUGAAUGUGGGAAGGGAUUCACUGAGUCGUGCUCCCUUGUGAAGCACUACCAAAUUCACACUGGGGAGAAGCCAUUCACAUGCUCUGAAUGUGGGAAGGGAUUCACUCAGUCAUCUAAUCUGAAGGUACAUCAGCGAGUCCACACUGGGGAGAGGCCAUUCACAUGCUCUGAAUGCGGAAAGGGAUUCGCUGAUUCAUACUGCCUUCUUAAGCACUGCCGAAUUCACACUGGGGAGAAGCCAUUCACCUGCUCUGAAUGUGGGAAGGGAUUCACUGACUCAUCCCUCCUUGUGAGACACUGCCGAAUUCACACUGGGGAGAAGCCAUUCACCUGCUCUGAAUGUGGGAAGGGAUUCGCUGAUUCAUACUCCCUUGUGAAGCACUGCCAAAUUCACACUGGGGAGAAGCCAUUCACGUGCUCUGAAUGUGGGAGAGGAUUCACUGAGUCAUCUCAACUGAAGGUACAUCAGCGAAUUCAUAAUGGGGAGAAACCAUUCACCUGCUCUGAAUGUGGAAAGGGAUUCACUCAGGGAUCUAAUCUGAAGGCUCAUCAGCGAGUUCACACUGGGGAGAAACCGUUCAGCUGCACUGAAUGUGGGAAGGGAUUCGCUCGGUCAUCUCGACUGAUUGAACAUCAGCGAGUUCACACUGGGGAGAAACCGUUCAGCUGCUUUGAAUGUGGGAAGGGAUUCACAAAGUCAGACACCCUUGUGAAGCACAACCGAAUUCACACAGGGGAGAAGCCAUUCACGUGCUCUGAAUGUGGGAAAGGAUUCACUCAGUCGUCACAUCUAAAGGCACAUGAGCGAAUUCACACUGGGGAGAAACCAUUCACUUGCUCUGAAUGUGGGAAGGGAUUCGCUCAGUCGUCCAACCUUGUGCAGCACUGCCAAAUUCACACUAGGGAGAAAUCGUUCACCUGCUCAGUUUGUGGGAAGGAAUUCACUCGGUCAUCAGACUUUAAAGUACAUCAACGAAUUCACACUGGGGGAUGCUACUCACCUGUUCUAAAUGUGGGAAAGGAUUUGGUUGGGCAUCUCAAUUGAAUGAACAUCAACGAGUUCACACUGGGUGAGAAACUGUUCAACUGCUCAGACUGGGAAGGAAUUCACACAUUCAUCUCACCAACCGACACACCAGACUGUUUUCAGCAGUGAGAGGACGUUGACCUGCUCAGAGUGUGGGAAGGCAUUCACACACUGAUCCACACUGCAGAGACAGUGGUGGGUUCACACUGUGGGGAGGGUGGUCACCUGCUCAGAGUGUGGGAAGGGAUUCACACACUGAUCCACAAUGCAGAGACAGAGGUGGGUUCACACUGUGGGGAGGGUGGUCACCUGCUCAGACUGUGGGAAGGCAUUCACACACUGAUCCACAAUGCAGAGACAGAGGUGGGUUCACACUGUGGGGAGUGUGAUCACCUGCUCUGACUGUCGGAAGGCAUUCACACACUGAUCCACACUGCAGAGACAGUGGUGGGUUCACACUGUGGGGAGGGUGGUCACCUGCUCAGACUGUGGGAAGGCAUUCACACACUGAUCCACACUGCAGAGACAGUGGUGGGUUCACACGGUGGGGAGGGUGGUCACCUGCUCAGACUGUCGGAUGGGUUUCAGUCACUCAUUUAUCCUUUUGUCGCCCUACUGAGCUUUGACUCGUUAAUCAGAGAGAUCAGAAGCUUGAGAAGACGUAAUUCACUCAGUUUCGCUGAUUGUGUAUCAACGGCAGUGGUUCAGGGCAGGUUAGUUUUGAGUCUUUCAGCAGUGGCCAGUCAGCAUUCAGGAUUGACUAUCAAGUCAGGCAGAGGAGCAAAUGGGGCAGCCAGUGUUGGAGUGGAGACUUUGAGGUUUCAGUGAGGAGAGCAUUUAGUCACAGAAGUUCAUGAUGGGACUAGAAUUUUUAUCUUCACGUUUGCUCAGUUGGAACAGUGGAGGUGCCAGGCGGGAUAGUGGAAAGCUGCUUUGCGGGAUGUUGGAAGGCCGGGGACCCUCCUGUGUCCCUGAUAACUACACCUGUGAGAAGGGCAUCCGGCUUCAGCUCCGAACAAUCCACAUUAAGGAGUUACAGCUGGAAAUGGAUGAACUCCAGAUCAUUCCGGAGGCUGAAGGGGUGAUAGGUAGGACAUUUGAGAGGUAGUUGCACCCAAGGUGCAUGGCACAGGAAACUGGGUGGCAGUCAGAUAGGGGAAAGGGGGAAACAGAGAGUGCAAUUUACCCGUGUCCAUCACUCUGAACAAUAUAGGUAUCACUUUAGAUACUGUCGAGGAUGGUGGGAUGACCUGGCAAAGGAAGGUCACAGCAACAGGGUCUCUAGCACUUAGUCUGGCUCUGAGACUGAGAUGGGAAGGGCGGAGAAGAGGUGAGCUGUCAUCGUGGGUGAUUCAGUGGUUCAGGGAACUACUGUGGAUGCUCUGCGGGGAGAAUGAGAUUCCAGGAUGGUAUCUUGCCUCCUGCAUACGAGCAUCUGUGACAUCUCGGGUUGAGUGAACAGUGAAGGCCAUGGUCCAUGGGGGUGACAAUGAUAUGGGCUGGUAGAACAACAAGGUUCUGCAAAGGGAGUUCAGGGAGUGAGGUGCUGAGUUAAAUUGCAGCUCAUCCAGGGCUGUGAUCUCAGGACUGUCAUCUGUGCCAAUUGCUAGGAAUUGCAAGAUUAUACAGUUUAACAUGUGGCUUACGAGUUGGUGCAGGAGGGAGUGUAUAAGAUUUUUGGAACAUUUGUGCUGGUGAGUAUUGAUGUGUACAGAGGAGUGUGAGUGUGUUGGGUGGGGAGAGCACAUUGUUGAUGGAGUGUGACUGGGCACACAGGUCUCUAUCUCUCUCUCAUACACAGACACAUCAGUGGAGUGGGAGGGAGGGGACUGAGAAGGGAAAAGAGGAAUGAGAUAGGGCUCCUUCGCAAAGUCCCAGACUCAGCCUUUCCUCCCCUCUGGAACUUGUCCCAUUCCCUACCCCAGGCUGGGGGUGGGCAUUGAGUUGCCUUGUCAAGAAGAAAAUGAAUUCUUCGAUAACAUCUGGUUAACACACUUUGAU